AAAAGCAGAGAGGAAAAUCUCCAAAUAAUCUCCAUUAGCCCAAAAUAUUAGAGACAAGAAAUUGCAUCAAAUCAUCAACCAUGUCAUCCUCUUUUGAUUCAUUCAGCCCUGAAGGAGAUCAAAAUGACCCCACAGUGCUGCAUGUCCAACACGAUCAUGUGUCACCUACCUCCCACCCUUUUGUUGAUGAUGGCUACACAGGUGAUGACUCCUCAUUCCCUGGAGAAACACCAUUGCCACAAGAAAAUUUCUUCAAUGACAACAUGCAUUCUUCUGAGGGGUAUGGGUUUGGUUUGCCUUCUCCAAGCACUGAAUUUUCCUCACCCUUUGAGACUGAUGGUGGUGGUGGUGAUGGGGGUGAUGGUGUUUUUGCUUCUGAUGGGCCAAUUCUGCCUGAACCUGGUGAAAUGCAGGAGUUAGGAGUCAAAUUCCGUGAGUGGCGCAGGCAAAAUGCCCUCCAUUUAGAGGAAAAGGAGAAAAGAGAGAAGGAGAUGAGAAACCAGAUCAUCAAUGAAGCUGAAGAGUAUAUACGAGCUUUUUAUGAGAAGAGGCAGCAGAAUUGCGAAACAAACAAAGCUCAGAACAGAGAAAGAGAGAAGCUGUACUUGGCCAAUCAAGAGAAGUUCCAUAAAGAGGCAGACAAACAUUACUGGAAAGCCAUUGCAGAGAUCAUUCCUCGAGAGGUGCCGAACAUUAAAAGGAGAGGGGGUAAGAAAGAGGAUGAUAAGAAACCUUCCAUUAUGGUAAUUCAGGGUCCAAAGCCUGGAAAACCCACUGAUCUUUCAAGGACGAGACAGCUUUUCUUGAAGCUGAAACAGAACCCUCCACCUCACAUGAUGCCUCCCCCUCCCGCACCUGCCAAAGAUGGAAAGGAUUCAAAGGAUGGGAAAGAUGCAAAGAAUGGGAAGGAUGCAAAGGAUGGGAAGGAUGCAAAGGAUGGAAAGGAUGCUAAUGAUGGGAAGGAUGGGAAGGAUGUAAAGGAUGGGAAGGAUGCCAAUGAUGGGAAAGAUGGGAAGGAUGUAAAGGAUGGGAAGGAUGGGAAGGAUGAAAAUGAAGGGAAAGAUGCCAAGAAUGAGAAAACUCCCGCACCAACAUCUGCUACUGCAGCUGCAGCUGCCGAUGGAAACAAGCCUGCUUCACCCUGUAAAGACAUUGCCAAAAGUAGUUCAUUUGACUUGUCGAAAUUAGAUGUUCUUGCUGCAGCUGCUGCCGAAGGUGAGCAAGCUGCUGAAGGUGAGCAAUCUGCUGAAGGUGAGCAAGCCACUGCUUAGUGAUGGUUCCUAUUAUCCAUACCAUCAUUUCCUAUUCUACUUGUAAGGUCUCAGCUUAACCAUUCGUUAUGCAAACUGCGAAUAAGUUCAGCUCUCUAUAGAUGUUAUCGAGCUUCCUUCAUGAACUGUGGAGAGCUUUCUUCCUAACUAUAGGAUGUUUCUAGGCUUUACUUUCAAAAGAUUUCUGUUAAUUCCAAUUUUU
Molecule: messenger RNA, 1473 nt
Organism: Populus nigra (black poplar)
Lineage: Eukaryota; Viridiplantae; Streptophyta; Magnoliopsida; Malpighiales; Salicaceae
Product: clathrin light chain 1-like
Exons: 3
Coding region: 81-1271 (396 amino acids)
Biological process (GO): clathrin-dependent endocytosis; intracellular protein transport; clathrin coat assembly
Cellular component (GO): clathrin coat of trans-Golgi network vesicle; plasma membrane; clathrin coat of coated pit
Molecular function (GO): structural molecule activity; clathrin heavy chain binding
Source: RefSeq, a predicted model, not a curated record